Messenger RNA from Limanda limanda (common dab), 1601 nucleotides. RefSeq names its product secretogranin III (gene scg3). The transcript has 12 exons. The coding region runs from base 1 to 1470 and encodes 489 amino acids. Gene Ontology annotation, cellular component: secretory granule membrane. NCBI's taxonomy places the organism in Eukaryota, Metazoa, Chordata, Actinopteri, Pleuronectiformes, Pleuronectidae. The record is from RefSeq and is a predicted model, not a curated record. Gene Ontology annotation, biological process: protein localization to secretory granule.
AUGGCGUCGAGAUGCUUCGGCCUCUUCUUGCUUUUCCAGCUCCUCGCUCUGAAUGCAGUGAGCCACGUUUCUGCCUUCCCCACUCCGACUGCUCCAUCGGAUGAUAAAACUCUGUACAACAGGCAGCUGACAGAAGAAAAACCACUACAGGAGCAGAUGGUUGAGGCGGACAGCGUGAAGGCUGCAGUCCAGUCGGCUGAGAGCCGGCGUCCCACUGCAGCCAAGGACACCGAGUCUCAGCAGGAUAGCGAUGACUUGACCGUGCUCAAGUCCCUGGCUGACAGCCAGAAAUCUCAGGACUCCGCCAUGGCACCGGUCAAAAAGGACGAUCAGUACAUUCCCGAUGAAUCAGAUUCCACCAAGAGCCGGCGGCUGGCUGAGGACUACGACUCCACCAAGACCGGAAUGGACGAUGACGACCCAGAGAGCUUCCGCCAGGUGGACGGCACCAUGCUGACAGCCGAGGACAUCGUCCAGAAGAUCGCAAACAAGAUCUACGAGGAGGACGACCGAGGGGUGUUUGAUAGGAUCGUCUCCAAACUCCUCAAACUGGGGCUGAUCACAGACGGUCAGGCAGACACGCUGGAGUACCAGGUGGCCGAGGCGCUCCAGGACCUCAUCACCAAGAACGCCAAGAAAAACGAGAUUGACGACGUGGAGAGCAACGACCAAGAAAUCGGGGCAGAGCAGGACGACCAGGGUUCAGACGUAAACCUGGACACGUGGGAGCCGCCCAGGCGCCGCUACAACGAUGACGAGGAGGACGAGGCGGAGGAUGAAGAUGAGAUUGAGGACGAGGUGGACAGGGACGUGGAGGAGGACGGAGCGGACGCAGCGGACGGCGUCCUGGACAAAGACGCUGCAGAAGGCAACGAGGUGAGCCCUGAAGACGGGCUCCAGGACCUGCAGUACUUCCCCAACUUCUACCGUCUGCUCAGGAGCCUCAACUCAGAGAAAGACACUCAGGAGAGGGAGACACUGAUCACCAUCAUGAAGACGCUGAUCGACUUUGUGAAGAUGAUGGUGAAGUACGGCACCAUCACGCCGGAGGAGGGCGUGUCCUAUCUGGAGAACCUGGACGCCAUGAUCGCCAUGCAGACCAAGAACAAGCUGGGCAAGUCCCUCCUGCCUGACUUCAUCGGGCCCAACGGUAAAAUCUUGGAUGAGGAUGACAACACCAAGGCCGAGGCCUUCAAGAUGCAGAAGGAAUACGAGAACCUGAAAGACUCAACCAAGGAGGAGCAGCCAUCAUCUGAGACCAAUACACCCGGCAAGUCGGAGGCUUAUCUGGAGGCCAUCAGGAAGAACAUCGAGUGGCUGAAGAAGCACAACAAAGAGGAGGGCAAAGAUGAUUACGAUCUGUCCAAGCUGAAGGACUUCAUGGACCAGCAGGUCGACUCCUACAUCGACAAGGGCAUCAUCGCCAAGGACGAAGGAGACACGAUCAAGAGGAUCUACGGCAGCUUGUAAACAUCCAUCCUCCAACCCUCCUCUGGCCUAAAACACAGAAUUUGACACAGAGAUCUCCAACGAAACCCUGAGGACUCAAACCCACCUGCUGAGUUGUUUCCCCUCUCAGACAUUCCCAAUAUGUAUGACGG